Molecule: messenger RNA, 2464 nt
Organism: Cuscuta epithymum
Lineage: Eukaryota; Viridiplantae; Streptophyta; Magnoliopsida; Solanales; Convolvulaceae
Source: the annotation of a GenBank genome assembly
UAUCCAAUCGGUUGUUCCUGUCCGGUCUUGUCUUGACCCAAUGCUCACGCCUUUUAACAUAUGGACCUCACAUUCUACAAACGGACUAAAGCCCAAUUUCUAAAUUGUUUCUUCAAUUAUUAUGACGAAUCUAAAAUGAAGCAUCCAAAACCCAUGAUUUCGCCAGCUUCCCCGCUCUUGGCUUCCAAUUCAACAAAUUGCAGUUCUUCCAUAUACAUCGUCGCUCGGCAGUUAUUUUAUUGCUUAGGCAAAAUAAAAUUUCAUGUAGAGAUGCUGGAGCAGCUGGAUUGUAGAAAUGGUGGGUGAAGAGAAAGAAAGCAAUGGAUUUGGUGGUAGCAGCUGUAUAAGACUUAUGGUAAACAAUAGUCAGGCAAUGAAGUCUGCCAGUGCUUCUGGCAUUGAAAUUGCAAAUGCUAGUGGGAGAUCUGCAGACGCUUCUGGAAAUUGUUUAAGAACCUACAAGAGACGAAAGGGCUUAAAAGCAGAAGGAAAGGCUUCAGUGGAUUUAGCUGAUCAAGUUGGUCUUAAGCCAGUGGACAGGAAUUCUCAUUCACAAACUAGUGUUGCUCAGGGGGGAUCAAAUGACCAUUUGAAUGAGCCCAUUAAUCUCUCUAAAAUCAGAUUGAGGAAUGUUGUUCUAGAGCAGAUUUACCUAUCAUUGGAGAGUGAAAGUGGUUUGAAAAAAUGCAUAAGAGAGGCUUUAGUUUCACAUGCUGACACUGAAUGUGCAACUUCAGUCAAGGAAUCCGUUAAUUGCUGCAAUGAUGACACAAAGUGCACUCUUCCAUCAAACUCGAUGACUUCUGAUGUCCUGGCUAAUGGGAAUGUGGACAUGCCAUCCACUGGAUUAGUAAAGGGACCAGAUCAUUGCACAACUAGUCAGCUCUGCCAGCGCUUGUUUUCAGAUAUUAUCUUAUCCGAAGAUUUUUCUCAAUUAUGCCACAUGAUUUUUGAGAACUUUGAAGGAACAAAGGCUGAUAAGUUUCUCCAUAUUGGCACUAUGCAUUCAAAGAUGAAAGAUGGACUGUAUGAAGAUUCUCCCAUGUCAUUUUACUCUGAUAUUCAAGAGAUGUGGUCAAGGCUUCAUAAGGUUGGAAGUGAAUUACUAGCUAUUUCAAGGAGUCUUUCAAACAAAUCUACCUUUUGUUUCCGGUCUCAGUUUGUUACAGAGGAACUUGGCACGAAUUGCCAAGCAGACAGUCUGAAGCCAAGGACCUGCAAGCAAUGUGGAGAGACUGCACAUGGAACCGAUUCCUUAGUUUGUGAUACAUGCGAGCAGAUAUACCAUGUUUCCUGCAUCCACCCUGUUGUUAAAGAAAUCCCAUAUGCAAAGAACUGGUAUUGCGCCAAGUGUACCAAAAAGGAUAUUGAACACGCCAACUGUGUAGUUUGUGAAAGACUCAGUGCCUCUAAAGAAGAACCCCAUGACGAUGAGCUUAUGAAAUUAGAAAAGCAGAUUGAGAUGGAGAGCUCAAAUGGCUUAAUGGACGACGACAAUGACAACGAACAUGUUCAAUAUUUUGACGAAGAGCCCAUAUGCAAUGUCUGUAAAACAGAGGCAAAGCAUGGUGGUGAGAGCUUAAAAAUGUGUAGUCACAAAUUCUGCCCUCACAAAUUUUACCAUGAGAGAUGCCUGAGUUGGGAGGAGUUGUGUUAUCAUGGUCCCAUAUGGUAUUGUCCGUCUUGUCUUUGUAGAAGAUGUCGCAAAGAUUGUGAUGACACCGAAAUUGUUCUGUGUGAUGGAUGUGACCAUGCAUACCAUAUGUACUGCAUGAGACCCCCAAAGUCUUCGGUUCCAACUGGAAAAUGGUUCUGUGAAAAAUGUGAAGCUGGUAUACAGCGCAUAUCCAAGGUGAAAAGGUCAUAUGAGAAAAUUGCAAAGAGAUUGAAAGAGAGAGAUCAGGCGUGUGGAGUGUUACACAAGGAAAAAGGUAACGGUGAGGCUUUAUAUAAGUCUGGCGGUGGUGGUGUAGACAUGCUACUCAAUGCUGCUAAAACUCUUAACUAUGAGGAGAAUUUGGCUGUCACCGGGGAAGAAGGUUGACAGAAGCCAGUUAGUUUCGGCUAAACAAAGACUGGUGUUUUUGGAACAUUGUAAACUGGGCACAUGGUGCUUUCUUUGUAUUAGGGGGUAUAUAUGCAUACAAGGGAAAUCAGACCUGUACUACUACUACUAAUAGCUCAAGUUUUAACUUGUAGCCUUCAUUUUUUUUGUACCAUGCAAAUUGAUUGUAUAACUGACCGACUGACUGAGCCAGGCUCUAGCAAACCAUCCUUGAAUUGGUUCAGGUUUCAUGUUCUGUAUUCUUUUUGGUAAUGAAAUAACUGAUGAUUGUGACUUGUGCUUGAGAACACAGUUUUGAAGUUGAAGUCUAGUGCAGAAUUGCAAUUUAAGGUUGAUCAUGAUAUGUCCCCUCCCCACAAAACAAAUGCUGGCUAGGUUGAAAUGAAAGAUUAUUUGGCA